AUGUCAGAGGAGGAGGCUAUAAAUGACAUCGUCAGUGGCGACAGCCCAAAGCAUAAUGCAGUGCCCGACCAUAACGAGACGGCAGCUACUCCACAGAUAAACCCCGAUGAGGAGUCCACAUCCGGAUCACUGCAACAUUUAGGAAAUGGCAGGAACGGCAGCAGCUCCAGUUCUGUUACUUGCGGAGAGGACGAGAAUCCGGCCGACUAUUGCAUGGGUGGCUACCAUCCAUUGCACUUGGGCGACAUCCUGAACCACCGCUAUGUGGUGCUGAAGAAACUCGGCUGGGGUCACUUCUCCAUCGUGUGGCUCUGCUUCGAUAUGACAUCCAGGGUCUACUGUGCCGUAAAGGUGUGCAAGUCGGCGGAAAAAUUUGCGGCGACGGCACUCGACGAGGUAUCGCUGCUGAAGCGGGUGGCCAAGUACGAGUCGCAUGCGCUGCGCAGCCGCCUGGUCUCGCUCACUGACAACUUCUUUGUGAUCGGACCCAACGGGACGCACCACUGUCUGGUGUUCGAGAUACUCGGACAGAAUCUGCUCUGCCUGAUCCAGCGCUCCAACUACCAGGGCAUACCCAGCUACAAUGUACGUCAGAUUGCGCGCCAGGUGCUGGAGGGCCUGGCCUAUCUGCACACCCAGUGCCACAUCAUUCACACGGACCUCAAGCCCGAGAAUGUCAUGCUCGAGCCGAACGAACUCAAUGUGCGCAGCAAGGCCGCUGAGGCGGCCAACACCUAUUUGGAGGCGCAUGCCAAGUUGUCGCCGACCCGCAAGCUCCACGGCUGUGCCAGUCCGAGUGGCGACGCCGUGGAGUCCGACCAGGAGAAGAAGCUAACAAAAACGGCCAAGAAGCGGCGACGUGGACAAAUCAAGCGCAUUGUCAGCUUCUUCGAGUCUCAUCGCCGCUGGCUACGUCAGCGUGCCGUCGAGGAUCUGCUGCAACUCGCCAGUCGCAGUCUCCUCAGCCCAUCCACCGCUGGCCUGGGUGUGACCGAGCAGCUGCCCUUCAUGCCGUUCACCUUUGACGGGCUGACCAUCCUCACAGAGUACGACAUUUUCCAUCUGGAGCGCUUCAAAAAUCUAGAGCAAAUAACAAACCCUCCCGCCUAUGCCAUGAAGUGCUUCCUGCUCGAGUGCGAAUCCUUCGACAAUAAUCAACCAAUCGACACUAAGUCGUUGAAGAAACGCUCGAGCAGCGACAUCAUGUUGCCAAGUGACGAAAUUGCUGCCAUGAAGAGUAGUCUGGCCAGAGGAUCCGAAAUGCUGAAGUUACUCCACAGCAGCCCGGAGAACUUCAUGCGCGCUGUCCAGGAGAAGGUGCAGGAGUGCGAUCGGGCGGCUGAAGCUGCCCAGCCAAAGGUGUGGCCCAAAAUAAAUCGCAAGUGGAAGAUUGGAGAUGCUCGAAAGAAAGUCAUUGGGGAAAGUCCAACUGUGAAUUUGCCCGACCGUAAUAUAGUCUUGCGCCCUGAUCCGGCGCUAUUUCCGUGUGAGUUGAACACGAAACUCGCGGACAUGGGCAAUGCCUGCCGGUUCGAUAAACACUACACGGACAACAUACAGACCCGGGAGUACCGGGCAGUGGAAGUCAUCCUUAGGGCUGGCUACAACGAAUCGGCCGACAUCUGGAGCGCCGCCUGCAUGUUCUGGGAGCUGGCGACCGGCGAUUACCUGUUUGAGCUAGGCAAGAAGACUGGCACGAUCAGCUGCGAUGAUAUGCACAUCGCCAGCAUCAUUGAGACGUGCGGUCCCAUUCCCCAGUAUCUCAUUUACGAUGGCGAGAACGCGCAGAAAAUUUUCAAGCCGAAUGGGGAGCUGAUCCACAUAAAGGAGCUGAAUAAGCGCAACCUGGUCUCCGUCCUCAUCGAAACUUACAACUGGAGCGAGAGCGAGGCCUUUGAGUUUGUGGCAUUCUUGAAGCCCAUGCUGGACCCUGACCCACGUAGUCGCGUUUCGGCCACCUCGGCAUUGACCAGCAACUGGCUGGUCCUUAACUAUUGUUAA
Messenger RNA from Drosophila guanche, 2001 nucleotides. Its product is annotated as SRSF protein kinase 3-like. Gene Ontology annotation, molecular function: protein kinase activity; ATP binding. Gene Ontology annotation, biological process: spliceosomal complex assembly; regulation of mRNA processing; protein phosphorylation. Bases 1 to 2001 code for a protein of 666 amino acids. NCBI's taxonomy places the organism in Eukaryota, Metazoa, Arthropoda, Insecta, Diptera, Drosophilidae. The record is from RefSeq and is a predicted model, not a curated record. The transcript has a single exon.